ACAGUCCUCCUAUCAAAAUCCGGGUAGGUGCUCUUUCACAUCUUCCCUAACGCUACAUGGAGCGUGUGAGCAACAUGGAUUGGGACAGAGCAAGAUCGUCGUCAUGCCUUCCAUGCAUUAUGGCCUCCACUCUGCGCGGUGUGCCUCGCAUUCUCCAGAGCAUCGUCGCCUUCGCAGGAAUUCUUCAUUGCCGUCACGCGCAGGCUUUUGCAUCACCAACGGGCAUUUCAGUGGGGGUCAACGAGGGCUUGCUGGUUACAGGAUCCGUCCACUUUGGGGUCGUAGUGGUCCAGAACCUGUGCGUGGAGCUCCGCGGGUACGACGCCGCCGACGCUGCCGCUCUCCGGACAAGCACGGGGGGCGUGGCUACCGCCGCUACCGUUGCCCUCGAGAGUGGCACCUGGCGGGAUUGGCACGGGGCCGGGGCGAGGUUCUCGCAGCUGCAGCGGACCGGGGGACCCGAGGGGUCGUUCGCCUUCGUCACGCCAGAGAGCGGGCUCGUGCUCGUCCUGGCCGCCUACUCCGAAGGGGGUGACUACCCCGCCGCGGUGCGAGUCUUCCCGGACGGCCUCGGCAGUAAUGGCGGCGACAGGGGGGUCGAGUCGGGCAGGGUGCAGGUGGACAUCGAUCUUCUAGAGGUGGGAAGAAGCCACGCGCCGGAAGCUCUGUGGAGCCAGGGCGCUGCUCGAGAGAACGACCGAUCGCCGUGCGCGCGUGCCGAGGCCAAGAGCAAGGGGAACAGCGAUCCUCCCGCCUCCGACAGCAGGGGUUCGGUCGAAGGAGACGAUGAUGGUGAUGCUGUAGCGCAAGCAGCGCUCUCGGCUCUAGACGUCCCGUAUCUAGCGGGUUUAGCAGGAGAGACGUUGGCACAUGCAAGGGUGGCUCUGACAGCUCUGCUCCUGUUCUCGUGUAGCAACCUUGGUCGGCUAGGCGCGGACUUGUGGGAGACGGGCGUUGCUGUGGGCGACGUUCUCCGCUUGGCAAUGAAGAAGGCAUGGCGAUACGUGCAAGAGAGCGCGUUGUUGGUGAACUCCUCGGCCUGGUUCGCGCAAGGCUUGUCGGAGUUGUCGAGCUGGUUUGAGCAGAACUCAAACCGGUUUUGGUGGGAGGAGGCAUCGACCCAAAUUUCUCGUCGGUCGGGCCAGCAGACCCCGGAAGAGCUUUGGACCGCCUGGUGGGUGCGGGUUGGGGGCAUUGCUCUGUCGCUAGGAUUUGUGCAGCAGAUUUUGGUCUUCAUCUGCAGGUGUUUCGGUAGGGAGGAGGAACCACGAGAAGAACCUAUAGGUAACGAUGACGACAAAGGGUUCGGAGCUCGUGGCAACGAGCCAAUCAGCGAGGCGGACGCGAUGGUGGGGACGUUCUAUGGCCAAGACGGGAAGGUUUCUCGACUGGAAAUCGCGAGGUUCGACCGCCCCGAACAGCCGGUGACGGCUGAGAGGAGGGGGGGCGUUUUGAGUGCGGUGUUUGGCAGAAGCAGCAGCAUUAGGUCAAAGACAGCAUCAGUAGAUGAGGCCUCCAGUGGAAAGGGGACAGAAGCUGACGAAUUUACUUCCAUGUUUCGAGCUCUCAGCCAGCCUGCUUGUAGCACGAUGGGGCCUGUCGAGGGAGGUGCGGAGGGUGCGAGUCAAGUUAUCGUAGUGACGCAGCAGAGCUGGGCGAACGAACCAAGGGAAGCGAUUUGCUACUAGGGAGAUAGUGCUUGACUCACAGAACCCCCAUCAGUGAUGCGUGGGUACUGCUCACAUUGUAGGUCGCGGCGAUGACACAGCACACACACACACAUGGGUCAGAUUGUUUUGGUUCGUCCUUCAUCGGUCAGGCUGCCUGAGAACGUACACGUUGGUGUGAAAGCACUUGUUCUUGUGAUUGUUGCAGUUUGGUAUGUGCCUAAGGAUGCGGCUGGGUGCGAAUUUGGUUCCGAAACACUACUGUUCGCCUACCCUGGGGUUAGUUCUCGUUCCGUAGAUCUUGUUCGCAGAUCCUUUUCCAACCGUUUUCUAGUAGUUUCCAUGUGCAUCAGUAACAGAACAACGUAGUCGAAAGUCUUUUCAU
Messenger RNA from Ectocarpus sp. CCAP 1310/34, 2052 nucleotides. NCBI's taxonomy places the organism in Eukaryota, Phaeophyceae, Ectocarpales, Ectocarpaceae. The record is from the annotation of a GenBank genome assembly.